Molecule: messenger RNA, 1866 nt
Organism: Rhizophagus irregularis DAOM 181602=DAOM 197198
Lineage: Eukaryota; Fungi; Glomeromycota; Glomeromycetes; Glomerales; Glomeraceae
Source: RefSeq, a predicted model, not a curated record
AUGAUAGAAUAUGCUGUCGGUAUUGAUUUGGGAACGUCAUACUCAUGUGUCAGUGUUUGGCAUAAUGAUAGAGCCGAAAUUAUUGCUAACGAUUAUGGUUAUCGUAUAACACCAUCAUAUGUCGCUUUCACUAAUUCGGAAAUUCUUAUUGGAGAUGCUGCCAAAAAUCAAAUUUCUUUAAACCCUCAUAAUACCGUUUUUGAUAUUUGUCGUCUUAUUGGUCGUAGUUUCCACAAUCUUGAAGCCCAAUCUUACUGGCCAUUUACAGUCAUCGAAAAGAAUGAAAAACCGUAUAUUCGUGUCACGUAUAAAGGCGAAAAGAAAGAUUUUACACCUGAGGAAAUUGUAUCAAUGUUAUUGGUAAAAAUGAAAGAAACCGCAGAGUAUUACCUUGGCGGAGAAGUUAGAAAUGUUGUAAUUACUGUACCAACUUAUUUUAAUAUUUCACAAUAUCAAGCUAUAAAGGAUGCUGGUUUAAUAGCCGAUUUGGAUAUAAUUCGUAUCGUUAAUUCUCCAACUACGGCGGCUAUUACUUACGGGUUGAACACGAAAACUAAUAAAGAAAGAAAUGUUCUUGUCUUUGAUUUGGGAGGUGGUACUUGUAGCGUCUCUAUUUUAACCAUUGAUGAUGAAAUUUUUGAAGUAAAAGCCGUUGCUGGUAACAAUCAUCUUGGUGGUGAAGAUUUUGAUGAUCGUCUUAUAAAUCAUUUUGUACAAGAAUUCAGAAAAAAAUUUAAUAAGGAUCUUACUUCCGAUAAGCGUGCUCUCUGUCGUUUAAGGAAUAAUUGUGAAUAUGCAAAACGUUCACUUUCAGCAUCAAUUAGUGUAAACAUUGAAAUUGAUUGUCUUCUCGAUUAUAUCGACUUUUAUAUUUCUUUAACACGUGGCGAAUUCGAAGAAUUGAAUCAAGAUUUGUUUCAAUCUGCAAUGAAACCUAUUGAGAAAGUACUUCGAGAUGCUAAAAUUGAAAAAUAUCAAGUUCAUGAAAUAUGUUUAGUUGGUGGCUCAUCACGUAUUCCCAAGAUUCAAAAAAUGAUAUCUAAUUACUUCAAUGGCAAAGAACUAAAACUUAUUAAUCCCGAUGAAGCAUCUGCUCGUGGUGCCGCAGUGCAAGCUGCUAUUUUAUCUAGUGAUACUUUUGAAAAAGUUCGAAAUAUUCUUUUACUUGAUGUUACCUCUUUAUCUCUUGGUAUUGAGACUUCUGGCAGUGUCAUUACUCCGAUUAUUAAGCGUAAUACCAAGUUACCUUCCAAGAAAGCUGAAAUAUUCAAAAUUUUUGCUAAAAAUUUAUUUUCUUUUACAGAAUCUUUAUAUAUUGAUACUAAUCCUGAAAAUAAAUCUAGUGUAUUGAUUCAAGUAUAUGAAGGUGAACGUUCCAAAAUAGGAAAUAACAAAUUACUCGGAAAGUUUGAAUUGACAAUUUCUUCAGUACCACAAAUUGAAGUCACUUUCAAACUUGAUCUCAACUAUAUAUUAAAAGUUUCUGCUGUUGAUAAAUCAAUGGGUAAAUCACAUAAAAAAAAAAUAAUCAUCACUAUUGGAUUGUCAAAGGAGGAAAUCAAAUUCAUGGUCGCCGAAGCUAAGAAAUAUCGUGCAGAAAAAGAAAAAAUUGUACAAAAAAUGCAAGCACGAAAUGACUUUGAAAGUUACACGUACAUCUUAUGUAACUUAGUUCGAUGUGUCGAUAAUAUGGAUAAAGUUUAUGAUGCAAUACAAGAGUCAAUUACAUGGUUCAAUAAUAACGAAGAGGCAGAGAAGGAUGAAUAUGAACAUAAGCAAAAAUUACUCAAAGAAAUUGUCAGUCCAAUAAUGAAGAAACUUAAUAUCACGGAUGAAACUCUAUUAUUUGAUGUAUUGGCCAUUUAG